This is a messenger RNA of Gaeumannomyces tritici R3-111a-1, 837 nucleotides long. RefSeq lists its product as hypothetical. Lineage: Eukaryota; Fungi; Ascomycota; Sordariomycetes; Magnaporthales; Magnaporthaceae. The coding region runs from base 1 to 837 and encodes 278 amino acids. The record is from RefSeq and is a predicted model, not a curated record. The transcript has 14 exons.
AUGGUUGUUACUUUAGCUUUAUGGAUUUUAGCGCUAGCGCUACGCAUUAAAAGCAAAGGAAGCGCAAAUUCCAAAACCCCAAAAAUAGCAAAUGCUUUUAAUGUAAAUAAUUUAAGCAUAUUAAAAAAAAUUGCCUUUAAAGGAAAAAAUAAAAAAAAAUGUUUUGGAAUGGGAAAACGAAAAUGGCGGCAGCAAUUAAAAAACUUAAUAAAAGCACAGCCCAAAGCUUUGGCUUCCGCCGCUACAAAACGUUUUGCUAAAACGGGCUUGCUAUGCGAAAGCAAAAAAAAAGGUUGCACCCGCAAUUACUUAAUUACGUACCGAAACUGGUAUAGCAAUUACCCAAAUGGUUUAUUACCAAAAGCCAAAGCAUGGCAAACAAAAUAUAAAUUUCCAUACAUACCAAUACGGUACAAUAAAAACGUAAAAAGCUUGUAUAAACCUUUUAGCAACCCCAACAACCUAAAGUAUAUAAAGAAAUUGGUUGCUAUAUUAAUAGCGUGGGAUUUAAAAGCUUACCGCGCUUUUAAAGUAACAAAGCAAGCGCUUUUUACUGCCAAAAGCAACGAAGCAAGUGCUUUAAUUACAAAAGGUAACGAGCAAAAGCAAGCAAUUGAUAAGCAAAGGAAAACUUCGGGCCCAAUUGGUUUGUUCGUUAAACGAUUAAGGUCGAUUUUAAUUUCGAUAAGUUUGUUAAUUAGUUUGUUUAAAAAAAUAACGAUAAUAACAAUAAGUUUGUUGUUUCCCCCGAUACCCGGAAGCGUAAAGCGGGUAAAAAAACGAAGCUUUUGCUUUAAAAUUAAAAAGUUUAAAAAAAUGGUGGCAUUAAAACCGUAA